CGAAUCAAAUGGAUAUUUUUGAUGAAAAUAGGAAUAAAUAUUUUUCAAUUGAAGGAGUGAGCUUAAAACCGGAUAUGAAACUAAUAGUCAAGAUUGAAAUAUUACUGAGAUAACACGAGAUUGUUAUUGGUUUUUGGCUAUAAUAUGAAAUUUUUAGAGCUUCAAACGAAUGUUUGAACUAUUUGCGAAACGAACUUUAAACAAGGUCGACAGAGUAUUUGCGAAUUGUAAGUUAUGUCUUAUAAACUUUUGAAAUGCUACGAAAAUUGCUACAAAAAAAUAUUAUUCACCGUAGGAAUUUUUAAUAAUUUUCUUUUACUUUUGAUCUUGGAUAAAGUUUUGUCAAAUACUGAUAAAGAUUUAGAUAAACGAAAAAUAGUGGAUUUUGAAAAUAAUGAAAUUUCACAUUUUUUCAAAGUAGAAAAAGAAGUUAUUUUAAAACAAAAAAAAUGGGGUCUGCGGUAUGCAACGUGUAAUGGAAAAAACCAAUCACCUAUCGAUCUCAACUUCACAGUACCCGUGAAUCCAAACCUCAAGAAUUUGAAAUUCUCUUUUUAUGACAAAAUGCCAAAAAUUGUUACUCUAACAAAUACAGGAUAUACUGUCAGUUUUAAAGCCAAAUGGAAUGAAAAGAUUCCAAUUGUUAGUGGUGGCCCGCUAAAAGAUGUCUACGUUUUCGAAAAAGGUCAUUUUCAUUGGGGGAAAAAUGACAAAAAAGGAAGUGAACAUACAAUUGAAUGCAAAAGAUAUCCUCUCGAAUUGCAUUUAGUUCAUUAUAAAAGAGGAUAUGGUUCGGUAAAAGAAGCUGUGAAUUAUAAAGAUGGACUUGUCGUAAUUGGUAUUAUUUUUCAAAUAACGAAUCAAAAUAAUUCCAGAGCCACAACUUUUAUUAGAAGAUUGAAAAAAUUGGUAAAUUCACGAAAGACAUCCGUCAAUGUUAGAAAAUUUAAUUUAGAAAGUUUUGGAUUAAAUACAAAUUCGGAAUUUUUGCUUUAUAAAGGCUCCCUGACUACCCCACCGUGUUCGGAAAUUGUGACUUGGAUAAUAAGUAAACAAUUGUCAACUAUAAAUUCUAUGGAGAUGAAUUUGUUCAGAGAAAUAGGCUUAACAAAAGGGAGAAAAUCCAAUUUUCGAUCUCUACAGUGGACAAAUAAACGUAAAGUUUAUUCAUUACAAGCAAUCGCCGAAAAUGUUUAACAAUUAUUUUUUUUAAAUUUACUAAACUGUAUCAAUAAAAAAAAAUUCGAAUUAAUUUAUAC
Leptopilina boulardi is the source of this 1259-nucleotide messenger RNA. Its product is annotated as carbonic anhydrase 2-like. Gene Ontology annotation, molecular function: carbonate dehydratase activity; zinc ion binding. Lineage: Eukaryota; Metazoa; Arthropoda; Insecta; Hymenoptera; Figitidae. Bases 235 to 1197 code for a protein of 320 amino acids. Gene Ontology annotation, cellular component: cytoplasm. The record is from RefSeq and is a predicted model, not a curated record. The transcript is spliced from 7 exons.